This is a messenger RNA of Penicillium angulare, 930 nucleotides long. RefSeq lists its product as uncharacterized. The record is from RefSeq and is a predicted model, not a curated record. The coding region runs from base 1 to 930 and encodes 309 amino acids. The transcript has 2 exons. Lineage: Eukaryota; Fungi; Ascomycota; Eurotiomycetes; Eurotiales; Aspergillaceae.
AUGUCUAAAAUCGGCGUAUUCCCCGCUUCAGGCGGCCUUGGCUCGAGUAUAGUCGACCAUCUCCUCAAGCUGGUUCCAGCAUCAGAUCUCACUCUUAUCGCGCGGAGCCCCGAAAAGCUGUCAGCUGCCAAGACAGCCGGCGCAACAAUUAGACAAGCGAAUUACGACGAGCCAUCAAGUCUUUACAAUGCAUUUGAGGGCAUCGAGAUAUUGAUGCUAAUAUCAUAUGCGUCAUUUGAAAUCGAACAUCGCGUAAAUGUCCACAAAAGGGCAAUAGACGCAGCUAUUAACAGCGGUGUGAAACACAUCUUCUAUUCCUCACUUGCCUUUGCUGGGGACCUCACAGAUGACAGUGUCGCGCAUGUCAUGGGCGCGCAUGUCGCAACUGAGGAGUAUCUCCGCGAGCAAGAAGACAAGAUUACUCACACCGCUGUGCGUGAAGGAAUAUACUCCGAGUCAUUCCCAAUAUACACCGCAUGGUUCGAUCCAAAGAACCCCGUUGAGGAGAUCACAAUCCCGCACUCUGGGACAGCACCCGGUGUUGCGUGGGUAAAGAAGGAUGAGCUAGGUGAAGCAACUGCCAAGCUUAUUGUUUCGUAUUCAAAAGACCUCAAGGGUUUCAACUAUUUAAAUCAGAAGAUCUUGCUUUCCGGACAGAGGGAAAUUUCCCUGAAAGAGACUGUGGAGAUUUUGGGUCGUGCGAUUGGGAAACCAUUGACGAUUCGGGAGGUUUCUGUCGAUGAGUACGUGAAGCUUCCGCAGAUCGGAGAUAAGCAUACUUAUCAUGGGAAAAAUCUUUCGAGGGAGUGGGCUUCGGCUUGGAAGGCUAUUAAGCAGGGGGAGACUGCGGCGGUCUCUCCUGCUUUGGUGGAGAUUCUUGGCCGCGAGCCGGAGAGUUAUGAAAAGACCAUUGAGGCUCUUCUACAAUAG